Messenger RNA from Clunio marinus, 2724 nucleotides. NCBI's taxonomy places the organism in Eukaryota, Metazoa, Arthropoda, Insecta, Diptera, Chironomidae. The record is from the annotation of a GenBank genome assembly.
GUGGGUACAAGACUUAUGUUGAUAUAUUUGUGAAACUGAAUCUCAAUUCUUAUAGGUAUUUUGUGACAUUUUAUUAAGUAAAUUAAAGGGAAUUGUAUUGUUGAAAAUAAAUAAAAACAUUUUUCCAAUCAUGUAAAUAUAAAAUCAGUGAUAAAAAUGUUUAAGUUUCUGAAAAAUGAAAAUAAAAAAAAGAUUACUGAUGACAAUGAUCCAAACGACAAGACAUGUACAUUAGAAGAGGUGGAAAAUAUAUUUUGUGAUAGUGAACCAGAUUCUGAGUCGGUUAGCAGUCAAAUUAGGCUUCACAGAAACAUUAACGACAUUUUAAACGACCGAACAACUUUAUCUUUCUUCAUACAGUACCUUGAAACAAAAAGUUCUUUAUCAUUUGUAAAAUUCUGGUUGGAUUUGGAAGCCUUUAAGGCACUUCAAAAUGGACAUACACCACUGUUGCGACUUGAAUCUCGAAGCAGUAAUUAUAAUUCAAAAGCGGAAGUUAAACAUUUGUUGUCAAAUUCAAAUGAUGAUUGUUGCGAGAUUAAUCAUGACAUAGAAGAUUGUAUUUCAGUUUCAACAACAUCAUUCACUGAAAGCAAUAUCGAUGAAACUGAAGAGACUGCCACAAAUAUUUGUACUGAUGAAGUUGAUCAUUCGAAAGUUGUUUACAACGACGAUUUGGAACGAAUGACACAGUCGCUGACUGAUGAUGAGAAAUCAAAAAUUUGUGAGAAAAAUCGUAAAAAGGAGGAAGAAGUUGCUGGUGUUGGAGAUACAGAACUUAAUAAAAAGAAGAAACUUCAACCAUCAAUUCUUGAAGAUGCUCUAAGGAUUUAUCGAAAAUAUCUCGUAACUGAUUCUGUUUAUCAAGUUGAAUUGCCUGCGGAAUAUCUUUCAAAACUGUCAUUAGCUCUUUGUGAUUCGGAAGAAUCUGAAGACAAAGAUGAAGAAAAAAAUACUUUGUUGGAUGCUUUCGAAGAUGCACAAAAAUAUGUUGUUGAUAUGAUGGAAAAAGAUUUCUUAUCUGACUUUCUUGAAAGCUCAUUUUAUUCCAAGUACACUGUCGAUGUAUUAACAAGUGAGUCGUUAAGUCUUCGUGAAAUUCUCUACAGUGAAUCAGCUUUGUUCUUUUUCAUGGAAUUUCUAGAACAAGACAAAGAGAAUUGCAAACUUCCUUAUCUCGAAUUUUGGCUGUCAGCAACUAACUUUCAGAAGCAAAAGAAUCAACAUCAUGAACUUGACAUUCAACAAUUGAAAUCGGAUGCACUUGUGAUUUACGAAAAAUGGUUUUCACUUCAAGCAAAAACUCCUUUGAAUUUCUCAAAUGGAAUUCGAACAAAAGUCGAGGAAGGAAUUUGCACAAUCGACUCAUCAAUCACGCAAUGUUUUGAUCUUCCAAUAAAAAUUGUUGAAAUUUAUCUCGAUCGUUGUUGUUUCAAGAAAUUCGUGAAAUCUCAGCUAUUCUUCAAACAUCUUUCGGAAGUGAUCAAUAAGAUUGAUGGAAAUGCAGUUAAUAAGUCCAACAACGGGAUCAUUCGAAGGAAUUCUAGUUUAUCAUUAAACUUUCCAACCAAAAGUCGACACCGUCGAGUCAAUUCAGAUAUAGUGGAGAAAAAAACUAUUCCGAGAAGUAUUUCGACGCAAAAUACACUUUUAGCUGGAUUAGAUCACAAAAAGAAUAAAAACACGACUGAUUUGCAUAUUGACUCGAGACAAUUAGCUGAUCCUGAUCUUCUAUGGCGAAGAAAAAGUUCUGUUAAUGGACUUUUCUUCGGUCGUGUUGACGCUUUUGGAAGAUAUGAAAGAGAUUUCGAUUUGCCAUCAGGUUCCACUUCAAUCCCAUCAUCGAAAUCUUUAUUUCAUCUUCAAAGAUCAUCAAUCGAUGUUGAUGAUCCACAAACUUUACUCGAACUUGACAGUACACAAAAUCGCUUUAAAAAUGCUGUUAGAAAAUUUGUACAUUUGCCAGAAGAUUCUGUGCAACAAGAAAUCGCAUGGCAAGUUGCAGCAAUGAUUGUUAAGGACGUUACAAACAUCACAAUGCAUAAUAACAAGUCAUCAUAAUAUAACAUGAUGAUUUUUUUUGUACUAUCAUGAAUGUCAUCCAAUUGACAUUUCUCAACUCUUCUUUGUUGUUGUGUUUUAAUAUUAAAACCUUUAUUCGUAUUUAAUUAACACUUAAUGUAAUCUUCCUGAUAUAUUGAAGAGGGAUUUGUUGUUUUUUCCAUCAACCUCUUCAAAGUGUAAACUUUUUUACAUCAAUCUUUAAUUUAACGAAAUGAUCUUAACAAAUCUACUUCAGAUCUGCAGUAUUCUCUCAAAAGGAAAUGAAAACUUUUUGUUUUUAUCACAGAACGGUGCUUCAAUAAAAUGUAAAAUUAUGAUAGAAAAUUUCCUUCUCAUUGAUAUUUAAAACAAGAAAAUUUAUUGACAAAAAACAAUCUUUGUAAGUGUGGUUGUUAAUCUUAACACCAGAUGAAAUUAAAAAUAUCAAAAAUAAAAAGAAUAUAAUUUUAAUCUUCUCGCUUCUGUUUAUCUAUCGACAUCUUCUUGAUGACGUGCUCAGUAAUUUUCUUAAGUAACGUCUGCUCAUCAUACAAUCUUUGAUUUGUCGCAAAAAUUUUUGCUUCCUUUCUUGUCAACAAUGAUGAAGAUUUUGACAAUUUGUCGAUUUUCUUUUUCUUUUCCAUUUCUUUGAUCGCAUAAAUUUUCUUUGUUUCUUCAAUU